UCUUGGGAUAGCUAAGUUUUGGGUAUAAAAUGGGCUCAAAAGUUCAAUUGAACACUUGUAUAUCUUCUGAGAAUACUACAAAACUAUUACUUUGCUAUUGUGUUUGCAAUAUUUCAAAAGAAGAUCAAAUGGCUGCUAAUAAUGAUCUUAUAACGAGGUUCCCCUUCCUUCAACUUGUGAUCGGAAGGACAUGCAUGAUUUGCCUAGAGAAUUUCAACUUAAGAGACUAUUCAGAAAAUGGCACCAAAAGAGCCAUUACCUUCAUCCAAGGUUGUCAUGGACACCCUGCCCACAUGCGGUGCUUUUUGGACUGGAUUAUUCAUGCGGAACAAGAAUACGACGUUGCUUGUCAACAUUUGAUCGACACUGUUGUGUUACCAAACAACAUGAGUGGUCAAGAAGCUGCAAACCUCUUUCAAGAGCGACUCAGUAAUCUUCGUCAUGUCAAUCCCAUAUGUUCAACAUGCGCAACGCCGCUUGUAGUAAACGAGUACAUUCACCUUACUGCCAUGGCUCCUCCUCCUCCUCAUUUGAUUCCCUCUGCCCAACAUCUCCCAUUGGCCCCGUAUGACAUACCCAUGGACCUGCAUGUUACACUUCCAAAUUACCGUUCUGGUUGUUGCAACUACCCUCACUUGCCUCGAGAGUGGUUCGUCAUUACACAGCCGUGUCGUCACACCUUGCACACGCGUUGUUACCUCAACCUGCUCAUGGGGAACAUGUCAUGGAGGAAUGUUCGUCGCCUACUCAACCCUGACAACAUAGUUCGGUGCCCAACCUGCGAUGUUGUGGUUGAGGAGGUCCACCCCAACUGCGUCAGAGCUUAUGAUUAGGGUUUGACACUGGUGUUGUUGUAUGUCGUAAAAUGAAUAAUGUCUGUGUCCCUUUGCUAUGCGUGGGAUAUAGAUAUAUGUCUAUCAUUUAUUUUUACUAGUGUUGUGUGUUUAUGAUUUCUUUUAGGUGUUGUACUGUUGCAUUUGCUUUUGUGGAGUUGUAAUUGAACUUUAGUUGUGAAACUGGUUAGAGUAUCACAUUCAUUUGCAUAAA
Molecule: messenger RNA, 1047 nt
Organism: Solanum lycopersicum (tomato)
Lineage: Eukaryota; Viridiplantae; Streptophyta; Magnoliopsida; Solanales; Solanaceae
Source: RefSeq, a predicted model, not a curated record